AAGAAAAUAAAAUAAAACAAAAAGUAAACUUAAAGUUGCCAUAAAUAUCGAAAGAAGACGAGGAAGAGACAAGAGCGAGUGUGUUGCAUACGAAAACGGGAAACUUCAAGGAUAACCAGCUGACAUGCCACAUAAAUUGGAUUAUUAAAAAGCGGAUCACGAUAUAUAGUCGAACGUAAUACAUAUACAUUGCGUAUAUAGGUUGCAUAUAUAUAAGAGGCUGCCCCAUUCAACUGUAAUUGGCCUUAAAUCGGCAAAACAUGGCCAAAACGACGGCAGCCAAUUCGCAUUGGCUGGCCGCAUUGCUGUCGCUGCUGCUGGUAAUUCGCACAGCCACAGCGGAUGAGGCGUUUUCGUGCCCAAAUGGCUGGGAACUGCGCGGCUUAAAUUGUUAUAAAUAUUUCAAUAUCAAGCAUUCGUGGGAGAAAAGCGCCGAACUGUGUCGAAGAUAUGGCGCCGAGCUGGUGGCCAUCGAUAGCUAUGCGGAAAACAAUGAGACGCUGGCGAUAGCACGUGCCAGUGAUCCCAAUCAGCGGGCCUCGGACAAGUACUGGCUGGGCCUGGCCUCACUCGACGAUCUGCGCACGAAUACCCUAGAGUCGGCAUCGGGCGCAUUGAUCUCCCAGUACUCGGGCUUUUGGUCUCUGCAGCAGCCCAAUGCUGAGUCGGGCGAGUGUGUGGCGGCCAGUUUUGGCGGCAAGUCACAGAGCUGGGAUCUGGGCACCUGCGAGUCGCUGCUGCCCUUCAUGUGCCGUGCUCCGGCCUGUCCCCAGGGGGCGCUGCAUUGCGCCAAUGGACUGUGCAUCAAUCAGGCCUUCAAGUGUGACGGCAGCGACGAUUGCGGCGACGGCACCGACGAGCUGGACUGUCCCGCCCAGUGCCACUUCCACAUGCAGUCGGGCGGCGAUGUCAUCGAGACGCCCAACUAUCCGCACAAGUAUGGAGCGCUGAGCAAGUGCAAGUGGACGCUGGAGGGUCCGUUGGGCAGCAACAUCAUCCUGCAGUUCCAGGACUUUGAGACUGAGAAAACGUUUGAUACGGUCCAAGUUCUGGUCGGCGGACGCACUGAGGACAAGGCCGUGUCGCUGGCCACGCUCAGUGGCAAACAGGAUCUGGCCACACAGCCAUUUGUGUCCGCCUCCAACUUCAUGAUUGUCAAGUUCACGACCGACGGCAGCGUGGAGCGCAAAGGUUUCCGGGCCACAUGGAAGACAGAGGCCAAGAACUGCGGCGGCACCCUGAAGGCGACGCUGCAGAGGCAAAUACUGACGAGCCCCAACUAUCCCAAGCAAUAUCCCGGUGGUCUGGAGUGCCUGUAUGUGAUCAAGGCGCAGCCCGGUCGCAUCAUCUCCAUUGAAGUGGACGACCUGGACAUUGCCGAGGGCCGUGAUCAGCUGCUCAUACGCGACGGCGACUCACCCAUGAGCCGCAUCAUCGCCAAGCUGACGGGCAAAUCGACGCAAAACGAACGCGUGAUUAUCUCCACCGGCAAUACGCUCUACCUCUACUUCAAGUCCAACCUCGGUGAGGCGGGCAAGGGCUUCAGUCUGCGCUACAUUCAGGGCUGCAAGGCAACAAUUACGGCACGCAACGGCACAGUUACCUCGCCCGCAUUCGGCUUGGCCGAUUACCCCAAGAAUCAGGAGUGCUUCUUCACGAUCCGCAAUGAUGCACGUGCCCCGCUCUCGCUCAAGUUUGACAAAUUCACAGUGCAUAAGAGCGACAAUGUGCAGGUCUUCGAUGGUUCCUCAACGUCCGGACUGCGUCUGCAUUCUGGAAAUGGUUUCACUGGCACCGCAGCUCCAAAACUAACCUUGACUGCUUCUUCGGGAGAGAUGUUGAUUAAAUUUACAUCGGAUGCGCUACACAAUGCAGCGGGUUGGUCGGCUACGUUCUCGGCGGACUGCCCUGAACUAAAGCCCGGCAUUGGAGCCUUGGCCUCCAGUCGCGACACGGCCUUUGGCACGCUGGUCAGCUUUACAUGUCCCAUUGGACAAGAGUUUGCCACCGGCAAGACGCGUCUGGUUACGGAAUGUUUGCCUGGUGGCAACUGGAGUGUCUCCUACAUACCAAAGUGUCAGGAGGUCUACUGCGGUCCCGUUCCACAAAUUGACAACGGCUUCUCCAUUGGCUCCUCGAACGUCACCUACCGCGGCAUCGCCAUGUAUCAGUGUUAUGCUGGCUUCGCCUUUGCCUCAAACGAACCCAUCGAAAAGAUUUCCUGCCUGCCCGACGGACGCUGGGAGCGUCAGCCCCAUUGCAUGGCCUCGCAGUGCGCCGCCCUGCCCGAGGUGCCGCACGCCAAUAUGACCUUGCUCAAUGGCGGCGGUCGCAGCUACGGCACCAUUGUCCAAUACGAGUGCGAGCCCGGCUAUGAGCGCAACGGACAUCCCGUGCUCACCUGCAUGUCGAAUGGCACUUGGAGUGGCGAUGUGCCACGAUGCAGCCGUAAGCGUUGCUUCGAGUUCCCUGAAAUCGAAAACGGUUUUGUGGUAGAUGCAGCCCGGCCGUACCACUUUGGCGAUGAGGCUAGGGUGCAGUGCUUCAAGGGCUAUAAGCUGAUUGGCAGCAAUAUCAUGCGCUGCAGCGAGGCUCAGCGCUUCGAGCAGCCACCCAGCUGCGAGGAUAUCAACGAGUGCAGCUCCUCCCAAUGCGAUUUGACCACCACCGAAUGCAUGAAUACCAACGGUUCGUUCCAUUGCCAAUGCCGUCCUGGCUUCACCGCGACCACUGAGUGCCGCCCGGUUGGAGAUUUGGGUCUGGGCAAUGGCGGUAUACCAGAUGAUAGUAUCAGCACCUCUGCCAGUGAGCCGGGCUAUAGCAAGGGCCUGUUGCGCCUUAAUUCGAAUGGCUGGUGUGGCGCCUCCUUGGAGCCCGGCGCAAACUGGAUAUUGAUUGACCUGAAGGCACCCACCAUACUGAGGGGCUUCCGCACCAUGUCUGUGCAGCGUCCCGAUGGCAAUAUAGCCUUCAGCUCGGCUGUGCGCCUGCAAUACUCGAACGAUUUGACAGAUGUCUUCAAGGAUUACGCCAAUCCCGAUGGCACCGCCGUCGAGUUCAGAAUACUGGAGCCCACCCUGUCCAUCCUGAAUCUGCCGUUGCCCAUAGAAGCGCGCUACGUGCGCUUCCGCAUACAGGACUAUGUGGGCGCCCCUUGCGUGCGCAUGGAACUGAUGGGCUGCACCCGCUUGGACUGCGUGGACAUCAAUGAGUGCAGCAGAAACAACGGCGGCUGCGACCAAAAGUGCAUCAACUCGCCCGGCAGCUAUGCCUGCGCCUGUAAUACCGGUUACCAGCUCUACACAUCCAACGGCACCGCUGGCUACCACAUUGAGCGUUCGGAGACCGGUGAACGCGACGGCGACACCUAUCAGCGCAACAAGACCUGUGUGCCACUGAUGUGCCCAGAGCUGCAGCCACCAGAGAACGGACAACUGCUCAGCGAGCGAAGCGAUUAUCAUUUCGGCGAUAUUGUGCGGUUCCAAUGCCACUUCGGCUACAUCAUGAGCGGAAGCUCCGUGGCGCUGUGCCUAUCCAGCGGUCAAUGGAAUGCGAGCGUACCAGAAUGCAAUUACGCCAAGUGCGUUUCUUUGCCCGAUGACAAGCUGGAGGGUCUGACUGUGGCACGUCCCGAUCCCGAGUCCGUGCUGGUGCCGUUCCGUGACAAUGUUACCAUCAGCUGCGGCUCACCUGGUCGUCAGCUACGCUCGACAGCCUCUGCAGGAUUCAGACAGUGCGUGUACGAUCCGAAACCAGGUCUACCCGACUACUGGCUAUCGGGCAUGCAGCCUUCGUGCCCCCGCGUGGAUUGUUAUGCGCCCAUGCCAACACCUGGUGCCGAGUACGGGCAGUUUGUGGACACCCGUUUCCAGAGCAGCUUCUUCUUUGGCUGCCAGAAUACCUUCAAGCUGGCCGGGCAAACCCAGCGUCACGAUAAUGUGGUGCGCUGUGGUGCCGAUGGUAUUUGGGACUUUGGCGAUUUGCGUUGUGAGGGACCCGUGUGCGAGGAUCCAGGCCGUCCAGCCGAUGGACGUCAGCUGGCGCGCAGCUACGAACAGAGCUCGGAGGUUUACUUCGGCUGCAACCGUCCCGGCUACAUUCUGAUCAACCCCAGGCCAAUUACGUGCAUACGUGAACCGGAGUGCAAGGUGAUCAAGCCGUUGGGUCUGAGCUCAGGCAAAAUACCCGACUCAGCCAUCAAUGCCACAUCGGAGCGACCAAACUAUGAGGCCAAGAACAUCCGCCUGAACUCGGCCACGGGCUGGUGCGGCAAGCAGGAAGCGUUUACCUACGUCAGCGUGGAUCUGGGACAGAUCUACCGCGUCAAGGCAAUCCUAGUCAAGGGCGUUGUGACCAACGAUAUUGUUGGGCGUCCCACAGAGAUACGCUUCUUCUACAAGCAGGCGGAGAGUGAGAACUAUGUGGUGUACUUCCCCAACUUUAAUCUAACCAUGCGUGAUCCCGGCAACUACGGUGAACUGGCCAUGAUUACCCUGCCCAAGUACGUGCAGGCACGUUUCGUUAUUCUGGGCAUCGUCAGCUACAUGGACAAUGCCUGCCUGAAGUUCGAGCUGAUGGGCUGCGAGGAGCCAAAGGUGGAGCCGCUAUUGGGCUACGACUACGGCUACUCGCCCUGCGUGGACAAUGAGCCGCCAAUUUUCCAGAAUUGCCCACAGCAGCCGAUUGUGGUGCGUCGAGACGAAAAUGGUGGUGUGCUGCCCGUCAACUUUACCGAACCGACUGCCGUGGACAACUCCGGCUCGAUUGCCAGGCUGGAGAUCAAGCCGCAGAACUUCCGCACGCCCAGUCACAUCUUCAAGGAUACGGUGGUGAAAUAUGUGGCCUUCGACUAUGAUGGUAAUGUGGCCAUAUGCGAGAUCAAUAUAACCGUGCCCGAUGUCACCCCACCAUUGCUGCAGUGUCCGCAGAGCUACGUGAUUGAGCUGGUUGAUCGCCAGGACAGCUACAACGUCAACUUCAACGACACGCGCAAGCGCAUCAAGACAUCGGACGAGACGGGCGAAGUGCGUCUGCAAUUCACCCCCGAGCGAGCGACCAUCAAGAUUGGCCACUUCGAGAAUGUCACUGUCACGGCCACCGACAAGUUCAACAAUCGCGCCAGCUGCCACUUCCAGGUCUCCGUGCAGGCCUCGCCCUGUGUGGACUGGGAGCUGCAGCCGCCAGCCAACGGAGCUAUCAACUGCCUGCCGGGAGAUCGGGGCAUUGAGUGCAUAGCCACCUGCAAGCCUGGCUUCCGCUUUACCGACGGCGAGCCCCUGAAGACCUUCUCCUGCGAAACCUCCCGCCUGUGGCGCCCCACCUCUGUGGUACCCGACUGUGUCUCCGAGAACACGGAGCAGGCUGCCUACCAUGUGACUGCGACCAUCACGUAUCGCGCCAAUGGCGCCGUGGCCCAAUCCUGUCUGGGUCAAUACCAGGAGGUGCUCUCUCAUCACUACGCCGGCCUCAAUCAGCUGCUCUCGCAGCGCUGUUCCGCGGUGAAUGUCAACAUGAAUGUCACUUUCAUCAAGGCGGUGCCGUCGCUGCUGGAGGAAAAUGUUGUCAAGAUGGACUUUAUACUCUCGAUCCUGCCGGCCGUGCGCCAGCCCCAGCUGUACGAUCUCUGCGGCUCCACGCUGAAUCUGAUCUUUGAUCUGAGCGUACCGUAUGCCAGCGCCGUCAUUGACUCCCUGCUCAACAUCUCCAAUAUUGGCAACCAGUGUCCGCCGCUGCGCGCACUCAAGUCGCAAAUCUCGCGCGGAUUCAACUGCAACAUGGGCGAAGUGCUCAACAUGGACACGAGCGACGUGCCGCGCUGCCUGCACUGCCCGGCUGGCACCUAUGUGUCCGAGGGUCAGAACAGCUGCACCUACUGCCCACGCGGCUAUUACCAGAAUCGCGAUCGCCAGGGCACCUGCCUGCGCUGUCCCGCCGGCACCUAUACCAGGGAGGAGGGCUCAAAGGCAUUGACCGACUGCAUUCCCGUUUGCGGCUAUGGCACCUACUCGCCAACGGGUCUGGUGCCCUGCUUGGAGUGUCCACGCAACUCCUUCAGCGCCGAGCCGCCCACUGGCGGUUUUAAGGACUGCCAGGCCUGUCCAGCUCAGACGUUCACCUAUCAGCCAGCCGCUUCCAACAAGGGGCUGUGCCGUGCCAAGUGCGCGCCCGGCACCUACUCCGCCACAGGCCUGGCUCCCUGCUCGCCCUGCCCACUGCAUCACUACCAGAGCGCGUCGGGUGCACAGAGCUGCAACGAAUGCCCUAGCAACAUGCGCACCGACACCGCCGGCGCCAAGGGACGCGAGCAGUGCAAGCCCGUGGUUUGUGGAGACGGUGCCUGCCAGCAUGGCGGACUCUGCGUGCCCAUGGGCCAUGACAUCCAGUGCUUCUGCCCGGCUGGCUUCUCUGGCCGCCGCUGCGAACAGGACAUCGACGAGUGCGCCUCACAGCCGUGCUUCAACGGAGGUCAGUGCAAGGAUCUGCCACAGGGCUAUCGCUGCGAGUGCCCCAUCGGCUACUCGGGCAUCAAUUGCCAGGAGGAGGCCAGCGACUGUGGCAAUGACACCUGCCCCGCCCAAGCCAUGUGCAAGAACGAGCCGGGCUACAAGAACGUGACCUGCCUCUGUCGCAGCGGCUACACCGGCGAUCAGUGCGAUGUGACCAUAGAUCCCUGCACAGCGAAUGGAAAUCCGUGCACCAACGGCGCCAGCUGCCUGGCCCUGCAACAGGGCCGCUACAAGUGCGAGUGUCUGCCGGGCUGGGAGGGAAGGCACUGUGAGCAGAAUAUCAACGAUUGCGAGGAGAAUCCCUGCCUGCUGGGCGCUGCCUGCACGGAUCUGGUCAAUGACUUCCAGUGCGCGUGCCCGCCUGGCUUCACCGGCAAACGCUGCGAGCAGAAGAUCGACUUGUGCUUAUCCGAGCCCUGCAAGCAUGGCACCUGCGUGGACCGUCUGUUUGACCACGAGUGCGUCUGCCAGCCGGGCUGGACGGGCCCCGCCUGCGAUGUCAACAUCGACGACUGCGAGAAUCGGCCGUGCGCCAACGAUGGCGUCUGCGUGGAUCUGGUCAAUGGCUACAGCUGCAACUGCGAGCCGGGCUACACGGGCAAGAACUGCCAGCACACGAUCGAUGACUGCGCCUCGAAUCCCUGCCAGCACGGCGCCACCUGUGUGGAUCAGCUGGAUGGCUUCAGCUGCAAGUGCCGCCCGGGCUAUGUAGGCCUCAGCUGUGAGGCGGAGAUCGAUGAAUGCCUCAGCGAUCCGUGCCAUCCCGUGGGCACCGAGCGCUGCCUGGAUCUGGACAACAAGUACGAGUGCGUCUGCCGUGACGGCUUCAAGGGUCCACUCUGCGAGACGGACAUUGAUGACUGCGAGCCACAGCCCUGCCUCAACAACGGCAUUUGCCGGGAUCGCGUCGGCGGCUUCGAGUGCGGCUGUGCACCCGGCUGGAGCGGCAUGCGCUGCGAGCAGCAGGUGACCACCUGCAAUGUGCAGGCUCCGUGCCAGAACGAUGCCAAGUGCAUUGAUCUGUUCCAGGACUACUUCUGCGUGUGUCCCAGCGGCACGGACGGCAAGAACUGCGAGACGGCGCCCGAGCGCUGCAUUGGCAAUCCCUGCAUGCACGGCGGCAAGUGCCAGGACUUUGGCUCCGGCCUCAACUGCAGCUGUCCGGCGGACUAUGCCGGCAUCGGCUGCCAGUACGAGUACGAUGCCUGCGAGGAGCAUGUGUGCCAGAAUGGAGCCACCUGCUUGGACAACGGCGACGGCUACAGCUGCCAGUGUCCGCCUGGCUUCACGGGCAAGAACUGCGAACUGGACAUUGUGGAUUGCAAGGAUAACUCCUGUCCGCCUGGUGCGAGCUGCGUGGAUCUGACCAAUGGCUUCUACUGCCAGUGCCCCUUCAACAUGACCGGCGACGAUUGCCGCAAGGCCAUCCAGGUGGACUACGAUCUGUACUUCAGCGACGCAUCGCGCUCCACCGCUGCCCAGGUGGUGCCAUUCCCCACCGGCGAGGCGACUAGCUUGACCGUGGCCAUGUGGGUGCAGUUCGCGCAGAAGGACGACACCGGCAUCUUCUUUACCCUAUACGGCGUGGACUCGGCUCGCAUGACCCAGCGCCGUCGUCUGUUGCUGCAGGCUCACUCGAGCGGUGUUCAGGUCUCGCUCUUUGAGGAUCUGCCCGAUGUGUUCCUCAGCUUUGGCGAAUACACCUCCGUCAACGACGGCCAGUGGCAUCACGUGGCUGUUGUCUGGGAUGGCCUCAAUGGUCAGCUGCAGCUGAUCACAGAGGGUCUGAUCGCCAGCAAGCUGGAGUAUGGCAACGGUGGUACUCUGCCUGCCUACCUCUGGUCCGUGCUGGGUCGCCCGCAACCGGACAGCAUUAAGCACGAGCGGGGCUACACCGAAGCCGGCUUCCAAGGCACAGUGACCAAGGCGCAGGUCUGGGCUCGUGCUCUAGAUAUUACCUCUGAGAUUCAGAAGCAAGUGCGUGACUGCCGUUCCGAGCCGGUGCUGUACUCCGGUCUCAUACUGAACUGGGGCGGCUACGAGAUGACCGCGGGCGGUGUGGAGCGAAGCGUGCCCUCCAUGUGCGGCCAACGCAAGUGCCAGGUGGGCUACACGGGCGCCAAUUGUCAACAGCUCGUUGUGGACAAGGAACCGCCAGUUGUGGAGCACUGCCCAGGCGAUUUGUGGGUCAUUGCCAAGAAUGGCUCCGCCGUGGUCACCUGGGACGAGCCACACUUUAGCGACAAUAUCGGAGUGACCAAGAUCUAUGAGCGCAACGGACAUCGAUCGGGCACAACGCUGCUCUGGGGCACCUAUGAUAUUACAUACAUUGCAUCGGAUGCUGCUGGCAAUACGGCAUCGUGCAGCUUCAAGGUUUCGCUACUGACUGAGUUCUGUCCACCUUUGGCCGAUCCCGUUGGUGGCUCUCAGGUCUGCAAGGACUGGGGCGCAGGCGGUCAGUUUAAGGUCUGUGAGAUUGCCUGUAAUACCGGCUUGCGUUUCUCGGAGCCGGUGCCCGAGUUUUAUACGUGCGGUGCCGAGGGCUUCUGGCGUCCCACGCGCGAAGCAUCCAUGCCACUGGUCUAUCCAUCCUGUUCACCGGCUAAGCCCGCCCAGCGUGUGUUCCGCAUCAAAAUGCUAUUCCCCUCGGAUGUGCUCUGCAACAAGGCCGGCCAGGCGGUGCUGCGCCAGAAGGUGACCAACUCCGUGAAUGCUUUGAACAGGGACUGGAACUUCUGCUCGUACUCCAUUGAGGGCACCAGAGAGUGCAAGGAUAUUCAAAUCGAUGUCAAGUGCGAUCACUAUCGCGCCGCCCAAAACAAUCGUGUGCGUCGUCAGGUGAAGGAUGGCGGUGUCUAUGUGAUGGAGGCCGAGCUGCCAGUUGUCAACGAUGAUGACGAGUUGGCGCUGACAGGUCGCCAGGGACGCCAACAAGCUGGCGGCGACACAUACACGCUGGAAAUAGCCUUCCCGGCUGUUAACGAUCCUGUGGUGCACACCUCGACGGGCGAGCGCUCCAGUGUGAAACAAUUGCUGGAGAAAUUGAUAUUGGAGGAUGAUCAGUUUGCCGUUCAAGAUAUUCUGCCCAACACCGUGCCCGAUCCUGCUUCUCUGGAGCUCGGCUCUGAGUACGCUUGUCCCGUCGGCCAGGUGGUCAUGAUACCGGACUGUGUGCCCUGCGCCAUUGGCACGUUCUAUGACAGCGCCAACAAGACGUGCAUUCCGUGCGCUCGAGGCACCUAUCAGUCCGAGACUGGCCAGCAGCAGUGCAGCAAGUGCCCGACAAUAGCGGGACGUCCGGGAGUGACCGCUGGCCCGGGAGCGCGCUCUGCCGCUGACUGCAAGGAGCGUUGCCCGGCCGGCAAAUACUUCGAUGCUGAGACGGGUCUGUGCCGCUCCUGCGGCCAUGGCUUCUACCAGCCCAACGAGGGCGCAUUCAGCUGCGAGCUGUGCGGCCUGGGCCAGACCACACGCUCCACGGAGGCAACGUCCCGCAAGGAGUGCCGAGAUGAGUGCAGCUCUGGCCAGCAGCUGGGCGCCGACGGACGCUGUGAGCCUUGCCCACGUGGCACUUAUCGUCUGCAGGGCGUGCAGCCCUCGUGCGCUGCCUGUCCGCUGGGUCGCACCACGCCCAAGGUGGGCGCCAGCUCGGUGGAGGAAUGCACACUGCCGGUCUGCUCGCCCGGCACCUAUCUCAAUGCAACACUGAACAUGUGCAUCGAGUGCCGCAAGGGCUUCUAUCAAUCCGAGUCUCAGCAAACCACCUGCAUUCAGUGCCCGCCCAAUCACAGCACCAAGAUCACCGGAGCCACCUCCAAGAGCGAGUGCACCAAUCCCUGCGAGCACAUCGCCGAGGGCAAGCCCCAUUGCGAUGUCAACGCGUACUGCAUUAUGGAGCCGGAGACCUCAGACUUCAAGUGCGAGUGCAAGCCGGGCUUCAACGGCACUGGCAUGGCCUGCACAGAUGUGUGUGAUGGCUACUGCGAGAACUCUGGCGCUUGUGUCAAGGAUCUGAAGGGCACGCCUUCCUGCCGCUGUAUCGGCUCCUUCACCGGACCCCAUUGCGCCGAGCGCUCGGAAUUCGCCUACAUAGCUGGAGGCAUUGCCGGUGCUGUGAUCUUCAUCAUAAUCAUUGUGCUGCUCAUUUGGAUGAUUUGUGUGCGCUCCACGAAGCGCAGAGAUCCAAAGAAGAUGCUGGCGCCGGCAAUCGAUCAGACUGGCUCCCAAGUCAACUUCUACUAUGGCGCCCACACGCCAUACGCGGAGUCCAUUGCGCCCUCGCAUCACAGCACAUAUGCGCAUUACUACGACGACGAGGAGGAUGGCUGGGAGAUGCCCAACUUUUACAACGAAACCUACAUGAAAGACGGUCUACAUGGUGGCAAAAUGAGCACAUUGGCACGAUCCAAUGCGUCGCUCUAUGGAACUAAAGAAGACUUAUACGAUCGACUGAAACGUCACGCUUACACGGGCAAGAAAGAAAAGAGUGACAGUGAUAGCGAAGUGCAGUAAACCAACAACGAAAUAUAUACAAAAUAAUAUAUAAAAAAUAAAAAAAAAAAAGAAUAAUAUCUUAUAAAAAAGAAAAAACAAAUAGCUGCUUUAAUGUAAAUUGUGGUCAUAGAUGUUCAGCACUGCAACGAGGCAAAGUUCUAGCACUGCCCCCAAGGAA
Molecule: messenger RNA, 11178 nt
Organism: Drosophila arizonae
Lineage: Eukaryota; Metazoa; Arthropoda; Insecta; Diptera; Drosophilidae
Gene: uif
Product: sushi, von Willebrand factor type A, EGF and pentraxin domain-containing protein uif
Biological process (GO): Notch signaling pathway
Molecular function (GO): calcium ion binding; Notch binding
Source: RefSeq, a predicted model, not a curated record